Colletotrichum truncatum is the source of this 1467-nucleotide messenger RNA. RefSeq names its product alternative sulfate transporter. Gene Ontology annotation, cellular component: membrane. Gene Ontology annotation, biological process: transmembrane transport. The record is from RefSeq and is a predicted model, not a curated record. Gene Ontology annotation, molecular function: transmembrane transporter activity. Lineage: Eukaryota; Fungi; Ascomycota; Sordariomycetes; Glomerellales; Glomerellaceae.
AUGCAUAUCGAUAACGAUGUCAAGAGAAAUCACGAUGAUGCUGAGGAAAGUCAACCAUCCGUCGCAUCCCAACAAACUUGGACAGAAGCGGAAGAGAAGUCUGUCGUGCGGAAGCUUGAUAUGACCCUUAUGCCACUUCUGGUGCUCGGCUUUUUCGCGCUCCAGCUCGACCGCAGCAACAUUAGCAACGCCUUGACAGAUACGCUCACAACCGACCUCAAAAUCUCCAAGGACGAUGUCAACCUCGGAGACCAACUAAUGAUGGCGGGCAUCAUCAUUGCCGAAAUCCCAUCCAACCUCUUGCUUCAGAAACUUGGCGCUCCAAUCUGGCUGACCGGCCAGGUUCUUAUUUGGGGCACUGUGGCCUUGACGCAAGCUUGGAUCACAAACGUGCAUUCGUUCUUUGCCACUCGGUUUCUUUUGGGAUUCUUCGAAGCUGGGUUCAUACCAGGCGGGCAGUACAUGUUGGCAUUGUUUUACCGGGAGAAGGAAUUGGCGUUACGGACGUCCAUAUUCUACUUUGGCAACUAUUUUGCGACUGCUACUGGCUCGUUGAUUGCGGCCGGUGUUCUCCAGAUGGGCGGGAUCGCGGGCUUAUCUGGCUGGCAAUGGCUCUUUAUCAUCGAGGGUAUCUUUACGCUUUUAGUCUUCAUCAUCUUUGUCUUAUUCCUCCCUCGAUCACCCAUACACACCAAGCCGAUCCACGGCCGAUUCGAUCUCUUUACCCCGCGACAACGCGAGGUUAUGCACGCACGCAUCCUCCAAGAAGACAUCUCAAAGACUGAGGCGCAUGCACAAGUCACAGCUCGAGGGGUUCUUGCCGCCCUCACCGACUACCGCUUAUGGCUUCAUCUGAUUCUCAACAUGGUGUCUCUUGCUCCCAAGGGCGGCCUUCAACUCUAUGGCCCCACCAUCAUUCGGAGUCUGGGUUUCAGCAAGAUUCGCGCCAAUCUCCUCAACUCCGUUAGCAGCUUCUUGGUCGUUGUACUCAGUUUUGUCAUCGCUUGGGCUUCGGACAGAACCAAGUUGCGUGGCCCAUGGUGCAUGGUCGCUUUUCUGUGGAGCAUUACCUUUGGCGGCGCACUAUUCGGAUCAGUAGACAAGGGCAAGUGGACGAAGUAUGCUCUGUUUACUCUGUUAAGCAGCGGGAAUGCGUUGUCGCAAGGCCUCAACGAUGCUUGGCUGAGUAUCAAUAUUCGGUCCGCUGAGAAGCGUAGCAUCGGCCUGGCAUUAGUGGUCAUCGGCAGUAAUGCUGGUGGAUUAGCAGGGAAGCAACUCUUCCGCGAGAGCGAUGCGCCCAAGUAUACACGUGGAUUUCUUGCUAUCGUCCUUCUGUAUAUAGUGUCUCUGCCGGUUACUGGUAUUAUAAUGUGGGUGUACUGGCGGCAGAAUAAGAAGAUUGAUAGGGCAGCUGAAGAUGGACCAAGCAUAGAUGACGAAGGCACAAGACAGCGUUUUCAAUUGUAG